Molecule: messenger RNA, 2373 nt
Organism: Schistosoma spindalis
Lineage: Eukaryota; Metazoa; Platyhelminthes; Trematoda; Strigeidida; Schistosomatidae
Source: the annotation of a GenBank genome assembly
AUGUUAUGUCGAUCAUCAAACGCUGUUUGUUCAAAUGGAAAAAUGAUCAAUAAUGUCUAUUUAUCACCACAAUGUAUUUGUCAAGAUGGAUAUUUACCAGUUUAUCAAGAAUAUUUAGAUUAUUAUGAAUGUAUUCUAGUCUGUGAUAGAUGUUAUUCAAUGGAGCAACAUCCUCGUCAAAAACAUUGCGUAUGUCCAGAAGUUGUUCAACGAAAUCAAAUUCACAAGGUCUAUGAAAUUAGUAAGAUCAUCCAAGACAGAUUAUUUCAUCUUUCUGGUACACAACAAAACAUCACAAUCUGUUUUAAUCUUUCUAUGAAAUAUCAAUCUUCUAUUUUUAUAAAAAAUCAUACAACACCAUUGAUUGUAUUUAUUUCAAAUCAAUUAAAUUCACCAUAUCCAUAUGAUACUUGUCUAUUAAGUAUGUUUAAAGAAGGAAUAUGGUGUAUAAUAUUUAAUUUUUCUAUGAAUUAUAAUAUUGUGACAAGAUGUGCAUCAAUUCAAAUUUAUCAUAAAAAGAGAGAGAUUACUUUCAAAGCAUUUCUCAUUGUUUUAUAUCAAUCAGCAUUUGAUUUUAUAAUUAAAGAUAUGCAAUACUUCAUUUCAUUUACAUCAUAUUGGAAUGAAGAAUAUAUUACUAUAGAUUCAACUGAUAUCAAAAUGAUUAAUGUCAAUUACACUAGAAGAAAUCUAUCGAAUAUUUUAGAUAAACUUCACCAAAAUUUAAAAUUCACAAUUCAAAAUGAUUUAAACAAGAAAUAUUCACAAAGUGUAAUUAAUACAAGAGAAUCUAUACAUUUACAUGUAGAGUAUUAUUAUCAAAAUAAUUCGUAUACAUACAUCAGUAUUGAACAAUGUUCCUUAAGUCAGACAUCACCAUAUACAAAAUCAGAUGAAAUUAUAAUAGUACAUAAAAAUUGUCUAAUAUAUUCACCUGAAGUUAUUAAUCAAAUUAAAUUCUAUUCAAAUCAUUUAUCAACAUAUGGAAACUUUGCCAUUCCAUUGAAUAAAUAUACUUCAGUCAAUAGUAUGAAGUUAUUGACAAAUAUAACAGAAGUCAAUUCCUUUCAUUGGAAUUCCAAUGUAAUGGGAUUUUAUUCAAACGCAAGUCUUACAGCCACAUCAGAACUACAUAUCAAUUGUAUAUUUCGUGUUUGUCAACACAUUAGAUGGUGUGCAUGGCCUUCAUAUUGUAAUGAUCAUAUGAGAUCGUUAGAUUAUGAUGUACAUCAAUCAGAUUUAUCGAAGAGUGAUAUGUAUCCAUCAAUAUUCAUGUUGACGAAAUCAUUGAAAAUUAAAAAUUCCAACUACAAUUCAAUAUCUCCUUCACCAUAUUCUUCUCCUUAUUCUGAUGUAUUUAUACAAAAUAAAAGUAUAAAUUCUAUUUGUGAAUCUGAUAAUAUAUUUAUCAAAUUCUCUACAAAUUUUAUCAUUUUUAUCAUUUGUUUAAUAAGUGGAAUCAGUUUUAUAACAUUCUAUUAUCAAUGUAAUGCUUUAAUAUGUCAAACUUCCUACAAUCGAUGUUGUCAAUCGUUCUAUCGAUCUAAUCAUAAAAAAUAUACGGAUAAUCAAUUUAUUAACAAUCAAUUGAUUACUAAUAAUAUAUGUACUAAUCCUUUGAGUACUAAAGCUUUACAAUCUAUUGCUGAUGAAAAUGAUAACAAACAUUAUUCUAUGAAUAAUAUGCUUAAAGAUAAAUCUGAACAAAGUUAUCAAUGUUCUCAAUUGAAAUAUAUUCAAUCAAAUUGUUCAAUGAAAACUUAUCUUGAUAUAUUUCAUAAUCAAGUGGAUAAUCUAUAUCAUGAUACAUUAAAAGAGAAAAAUAUUGAAAAUUGUGACGAUGUUGAUGAUGACAAUACAAUUUGGGACGAAAUUAUCCCAGUUUGUUAUAAAAUGAAUUUAAACUCAAAUAUAAAUGAAUCUGAUCAUUAUCCAUUUGAAUUAAAUGAAACCUAUGAAAAUCAUUUUCAAUUAGAUUAUUCAAUUAAAAAGAAUAAUCUAUAUUAUGAUACAUCAAAGGAGUUCAAUACUCAAAAUUGUAAUAAUAAUAAUAAUAAUAUUGAUAAUAAUAAUAGUAAUAGUAAUAGUAAUGGUAGUAACAAUAAUACAAUCCGGAACAACAUAACUCCAGUUUAUCAUGAAAUGAACUCAAAUUCAAAUAUUUUAGUUCCUUGUUGUUUACAUAAUGAAAAUUUAUAUUUUCAUAAAUCAUAUUGGGAUAAUACUAUUGAUAAACAAGAAACUACUUAUAAAUCUAUAAGUAGUAUUGAUUAUACAUGUUAUAAUAAAAAUUUUUAUGAUUUAUCAAAUAUUGUUAAAGUCAAAAAUGAUUUAUCUAAUGAUAAUCAUGAUGAACAAGUAUUCAAUGUAUAA